This is a messenger RNA of Stereum hirsutum FP-91666 SS1, 1710 nucleotides long. RefSeq lists its product as uncharacterized. The transcript is spliced from 6 exons. NCBI's taxonomy places the organism in Eukaryota, Fungi, Basidiomycota, Agaricomycetes, Russulales, Stereaceae. The coding region runs from base 1 to 1710 and encodes 569 amino acids. The record is from RefSeq and is a predicted model, not a curated record.
AUGAGCACGAGCGCUACCGUCGAGCCCGAGCAUCAAAGCGGAGAGCACCGCCUGCAGGGUCGCAAGGCCGAAUCUAUUGAGAUAUCGACAGACCCGGUUCUCAAUUGCAACCACGCGAAGCUCGAGACUAUUGGUGUUUGGCUUUUGGACGCCCUCGCGGGACUCGCCGUCUGCAAGGCGAGGGGCCAGGUGGUUGCCGUAGGUGUCACAAUCACCCAAGAACUUGUGACACUUCACGUCGCCGAAAACCGCCCCGUUCCACAGAACGUCAUCGACCACCUGGAGGACAUCGUGUGUCGCAAGGACCCCCGAAAACCCCCUCAGAGGUCUGUUCCGCCCUCUGAUCUUGGGCCCCGCGUAGUCGCCGGCUCUAAUUUCCCGUCCCCGUCCCCGCGAAAAUUUCGGACCGCGGCGCUGACGCGCCGCCUUCGUCCCCGCGCAAAAAUCAGACCUCAUAGGGAGUUUUCGGGGGUCCUGUGUCGCAUCAAGGAGAUCCGUUCGCUUACACCCCGCAUACCGGACUCUCCUCCAUACGUUGAGGACCCCGUUCUUUCCGAAAAGCUCGAUGAUCUGGAGGAGCGGAUGAUCAAGUAUGCGUGGCCUAAACUCAGGCAACGCUUCCACAAGCGAGACGACGACUUCAACAAGCUCCUUCGAGACGUCGUCUACGAGGACGGCAACGUACACGCCGAGGCGGACCGCAGCAACCCGCCCGAUGAUCACACCCUCGCAGUUCGUCAGCGUCUCCUCGAGGAUUUGCGAAACUCAGAUACGCGCGAAAAGCUCACCAAACUUGCGGAGGCGUUGAACUUGAUGAAGGUUCUCCGGAAGGUCGUGACGCCGACACAAAGGGUCACGGUACCUGUGCGGGUAGCGAUGCACCUUCUGAAGACAUUAUACGACGAAGGUGUCGUCGACGUGUUGAACCUGUGCACGCUUUACCUUAGCCGUCCCAGCUACGACUUGGCGCGUUGGAUCAAUAAACUUAUCACUCCGCACCGUAACUUCACCUCCGUGUCUCGACUCGCCAUGUCGACUUCUCUCGCAUCGCUUAUCGACUCAAAGGUCGAGGUCGUUGCCGUCGAUCCCCAACCGCCCGUCUCCAUCUCUGUCAACAUCACACAGGAUACGAUUCGGCAAGCUGCACAGGAGUCCGGGUGGAAGAAAGAUGAGGAGAAGAAUAGCACGGGGAAGUCGAUCGGUGAUGUCGUCUUGGAACAGGUCUUCCUCGACCUUCCAAACAACCUUCGGUUGCCGAGACAGGAUGUGCAUCCUACGCAGAUACAGCCCAAGUAUGAGUCUGUAUACUCUCACUGUGAGUGUACGCUCCUUGCGAGCCUCCACGGACAGGCCGGCCUCUACGCGUACUUCGGUGUCUCGAAACUGUCAUGCGCUCUGUGUGGCGAGUGUUUUGCGGCGUACAGGUCAGUGACGAAGUUGAAGAUCAACACUCGCGGCUCCAACAGUCAACUCAUCGCCCCAUGGGUGUGCCCUAAGUUCUCUGAGAAGAACAUUGAGAUGCAGGGGAGGAUGAGGGCAUCAAUCCUUCAAAAGAUCUCCAACGGCCUGGAGGCCCUGCAGUCUGCAAAGAAGGCUCGGCAGAGAUUUCAGAGGUCGGUGGCCUCCGAUGACAACUAUGUUGAACCGGAGAUAAAGGAUGACGAAUUGACCCUCGCCAACCUAAUAAUGGAGGAAGUCAUGAAUGCGUAG